AGCGAGGCCAAGGGAACAUCAAGCCGUAGUACUAGUUGUGCCGGAAGAGUCUACACCGGAAGUAUAAUUCAGAAAUGUACAAAAUGUGGCUGCUGGUACUGGCGAUGACGCUCGCAGUUGAAGCAUUUCCAAGGAGAUUCAGAAGAGAAACGGAAACUCCUGAAGAACCCAAAAAAUCCUCAGAUCACAGAAGGGGCAAAGCCCUUGGCUACUACCAGCCCUCGUAUAUGAACAACCCCGUGAUGUUUGACCCCUCAGGGCUUCUCCAGUACGAGGAUGCCCUUGCAGCCGCUCUCGCUUCAGCCACCUACUCAGAAGGAGGGGAAAACGAGGAGAACGAAAUCCUUUCAAGGAUGCGUCCUGGGUCGAAGAAACCUGGAAACUCUCCGAUCUACUACAUACGGCUUCCACCUACCCCUUACAUCUACAUCCCCGGGGUCGGCUACGUCUCCAACCCGCCAACUCUUCAGCCACCACCGGUAGUCCAGAGGAGGCCUGACUCACAAUUCCUCAACGUGCCUGUCAGAUUCGUCUCCAACGGGAAGCCAACUGGAGUGUACACACUCGAAAACGAUCUGGGUUACAGUCAGUCAUCGUCCCCACCUAAGGAUUCUCCCAUCACUACUUUAGACAAAGGUCCUUACGUCUUCAACGGAAGACCUACUGAUAUCUACUUGCUGAGGGAUGCUUACAAUUCACUCUACGCUGAUGCCCUGACAAAUUUCUAUCCUUGAUUACGAGAAUGUUGAGGACUUUUGU
Messenger RNA from Macrosteles quadrilineatus (aster leafhopper), 759 nucleotides. RefSeq lists its product as uncharacterized. The transcript has 3 exons. The coding region runs from base 75 to 734 and encodes 219 amino acids. The record is from RefSeq and is a predicted model, not a curated record. NCBI's taxonomy places the organism in Eukaryota, Metazoa, Arthropoda, Insecta, Hemiptera, Cicadellidae.